CUUCGUUCGUGUGCUGGCCGUGCGGAUGUCUGCCUACAAGUCUGCUAUGUUGACCAUAAAAAAUUCAGUUCGUCUUACUCAGCUCAGCUUGCUUGAACGUCGUUUUCCAACUUUGCUUUAAAUUCGUUGCAAACUUUCACAUUUCAAACAUUUCACUUUCAAACGGCAAAACAACAACACCGAGCAGCGACCAAGUACAGCAGCAAAAAAGCGAAAAAGAAAGAAAUACAACAAAUAAAUGAAGUGAAACGAAAAUUUAAAAAAAUAUAAAAACAAAAUGGCUUGCAGCAUAAUUUAAAGCAACAAAAGUGCAAGAAAAAAUUAAUAAAGUCACUUUUGAUUUCUUUGUGCAGGUGUGCGCCUUUGUGUGUGUGUGCGUAAAAAUACUACACGCUGCUGGCUGCAAGCUGCUGUUAACCAGUUGUUGUAGCUAUAUUCUUUUUGUUGUUGGCGCUACUGCUUUGACGCGCCAGCAGUGGAAGGCAGCGCAAAGGACUUCGGUGUACAAGUACUGCCGAUAGCAGUAGCGGCUGUAACAGCAGCAGAAGAACGCACGGAAAACGGUGCAAACGGUGAAAGUGGAAACGUGCGCGUCGCGUGUGGUGAUAUAACAACGGUAUAAAGUUUUUCCUCCACACAUUUUGUUGCGUGUGGCCUGUUUGUUGUAGUUGUUAACUUGUGAUUUUUUUUAGAACCGCUAUGCGGUGCGAUAAAGCACAUUUGCCGUUAUUUGAAUAAGCACAUUAAAUAAAUGAAAGAAUUAUGUUCAACGCUCGAUCGUUAUAUGUAAAACUCUCACGUUGAGAAUAAAAGCGUAAAAAAUUAAGGAGAUAACUGUACAAUUCUAAAUACUCAACAGUUUUGACAACAUUUUUCACACGAAGCGCAUAUCUGCGAUCAUCUGCAGGAGUUAAGCUUGGCGUACUUUCUACACUGAGCAAUAAAUUUUGGACACAAUAAAAUCUAUUGUAAUUGCAACGCGAUUGAUUGGUGGACAAUAAUUAAAUGAGGCAACAUGGGAAAUGGUAUGAACAAGGUGUUGCCCGGACUCUAUGUUGGCAAUUAUCGCGACUCGAAGGAUCAGCAGCAGUUGGACAAACAUCAAAUUACACACAUAAUAGCCAUACACGAUAGUCCAAGGCGUUUGCUGCCGGACAAACACUAUUUGUGCGUGAUGGCCGCUGACACACCGGAUCAGAAUCUGUCGCAGUAUUUUUCAGUUUGCAAUGAUUUCAUACAUGCAGCGCGUCUCCGCGAAGGCAAUGUGCUGAUACAUUGCCUGGCCGGCAUGUCACGCUCCGUUACUGUGGCGGUGGCGUACAUAAUGACCGCCACCAAUUUGAGCUGGAAGGAAGCGUUAAAGGUCGUGCGCACUGGACGCGCCGUUGCCAAUCCGAAUAUCGGUUUCCAGACACAGCUGCAAGAAUUCGAAAUGUAUCGGUUAAUGGAGGAACGCAGACGUUUGCGUGAGCGUUUUCCCUCAACAGCGCUGGAACAAUUGGAUCGUUCGAAGUGUUCAGCAGCGUUGGACAACUAUCAGGAGCUCUUGCAGAAUCGUGAUAUUUGUGAGGGAAAUUGUUCACGUGGUGAAAAAUGUCCAACAGGUGUCUGCAAUAUGGAUCCUUCGAAGGGUCUCUUCCGUCGUCGUCCCUCUACCGCGUCGACGCGUUCACGACUUCGCGGUCAACCAUCCACUUCGAGUGCUUCAGCAUUGCCUUCGAUUUCCGCAGCUGGCCUCACAAACGUAAUCGCCACCAAUGUGGCGCAAUCAUGUCCGACUUCACCAAGUCAUUCGUCGGCCACACGUCGUUCGCUAGGCCCACAAAAAAUACCCGAAGAUGAGGAGGCGCUAAACCCACCCACACAAACGACAACUACAACAACAAUAGCGCAAAUAAACAACACAACCACGACGACCACCAACAACAGUAACACGACCACCACGUCAAACACGAAUACUACUACCACACCCACCACCGCCGCGUUGUCGCCGCUCAUAGCGACAGCAAGCAGUUCAAAAGAGGCGGCUGAAUACGCGGCCGCCAUCAACGAUGCGAAACGUGAACGUGAGGCAUUACAUAAGUCGCCUCCUGCUGCACGCAUGCGCAAUCCGCGUGUAAACAGCGCUGGCAGUCGUCUGACUAGCGGCUCAGCAAAGGCGCGUGCCGCCGCAUCUGCUACAGUGGCAGCCCAGCAGCAGCAGGAUGAAAUGGUUAAGUGCUCCACAGCUAAAAAUGGUGGAGUUGGCGUGAGUGGUAGCAAUGGACAAACGCAACUGCAACGCAGCGCCAGCACUGUGAGCGGUCUAUCGGUGCGGCCGUACAGCAGUCCGGCGGGUUUACAUGCGUACACAGGCAAAGUGCCUGGUUCGGUGCCAUCGUCCGUCCAUGGCUCGCGCGUAGAUCUGCGCGACCCGGAUAAGGGUUCGGCAAUUUAUUUGGGUUGCUCGGCGCCACGCAAUUCGACACUCUCGCUGUCUUCGCGCACCUCUUCGGGCAGUUCGGCGCCACCGUCGCCGGUGCGUACCCCGCCAGUGAGUCCGAGGCACGGCAUGAGAAGGGCUGCUACUGUGGUAAAAAAGCAACAGCAAAGGUGAAACAACUGCAAAGCCUGAUAAUGGCCCGUCGCAAUGAUCAUAGCUGAAGCAAUCAAAAUGCUCUACCUUUCGAUAGCAGAAAUGAAACGAUCAAAAGCGAGUUCUCAAGAGCUACUUUUGUUAAUUUGUUGCGUACUAAUUGCGGCUUUAAAACCGCAAAACAAGCUAACUCUCUUUGUAUAGGUUCCAAUAAAUUUGGUAAACAGUUUAAGAUCAUUGUUUCUAAAUUGUCAAAUUGUCAAAUAUUCAAAACACACGAAAUUGACAAUUGCUAGGGUAACCAAGAGAAUUUCCCCGCGCUUAGCUUACAUAUAGCAUAGAAUUUUCAAAAACUCAAAGCAAUUACUUACAUAGUACUAUUGACAUAAGAAUUUAGUAAAAUUAGUUUUUUUUACAAUACUAAACUACAAAUUAAAUUAUUGUUGCUUAGAUGUACAUACGUAUAUGCUACACACAGUCGUAUGGUAUAUAUUAAAAUAAAAGCUUGCAAAACUGUGAAAUUUAUAAAAACAAAAAAAGUAUGGUAUAAUGCAUUUCAUUUAGUGUACCGGUAAAGAAAAAUUAAAAUAUGCUUAAAUACAAACCGAUUAAAGACGAAAUUUAAAUAUUUUAUGUGAUAAAAAAAUUCAAGCUUAGAAAAAAAAUUAAAGAGGGCAAAUAAAAACUAAAAAUAAUGUAAAAAAAUUAUAUAAAAUAAAGAAAAAACCAUAAAAUUAAAAAAAAAAAAAAAUUAAGUAUAUGUAAUUUAAUUGGAAAAAUUAAUAAACUUGAGAAAUAAAUCAUAUAAAAAAUGUAUUUAUAAUAAUAUUAAUUUUAAUGUGAAAUUUGAUCAAAUAACUAUUUUUAUAUUACUAUAUAAAAAAAUGGAUUAGGUAACACAAUCAAUCAAAUGAAAUAUAAAAGUGAAAUACAAAAUAUACUAUAUUACAACAACAACACAAUAUAAUUAAAUAAACUUUAUAAAAACUCGAUUUUAUCAAAAUAAACUGUAGUUAAACUGUAAUUGAAUAUAAAAUAAUAUAAAAUAAAAUUGUCAAAUAAAAUGUUUAAAAAAAUUAAAUUUACUAAGAAGUUACCAAAUUAUGUGAUAAAUAAUAUACAAAAUAAGAAUUAUACUCCGACAUUAAUUCAAGUGGUACAAAAAACAAAUAAAGUUACGAAGAAAAAAUAAAAUGCGAAAUAACUAAAAUAAAUGAACAAGAAUAUAAAAUAAUUAAGAAAUUACAACAUAUUAUCCUAAAGUAAAA
Molecule: messenger RNA, 3843 nt
Organism: Bactrocera oleae (olive fruit fly)
Lineage: Eukaryota; Metazoa; Arthropoda; Insecta; Diptera; Tephritidae
Source: RefSeq, a predicted model, not a curated record